AUGGGCGACGCAGGUUCUACGUCCUCAAUAUCGAGGGUUGCAGUGAUUGGGGCUGGUCCGGUCGGGGUUUCCUGUGCGAAAUACCUCCUUGCUGAAAAGGCCUUCGAUACCAUAGAUGUCUACGAGCAGCGUGACGGUGUAGGUGGAAUAUGGAAUCUUUCCGAGCCCGUGCAAUCUAGACAGAUUUCUGUGCCCCAGGUCAACCCCCGAUAUGGCCAUCAAGACUCCGGUGCCGAGUCACUGGAGUUUGAAUCGCCCCUGUACGACUAUCUGGAGACCAACAUCCCAAAGCAGCUGAUGGCGUUCUCUGACAAGCCAUUUUCGGACGCCGACCCCCUGUUUCCGAGCCACCAGGCUGUUCUUCGAUAUCUGGAAGAGUACGCCGCUGACGUGCGCCAUCUGAUCAGGUUCCAUACCGCUGUGAAGGACUUGACGUCGACUGCCCCUCAGGCGGAGGGACACGGGCAAUGGAACCUUGUGGCCGAAGACGUUCAUACCAAAGAGACAACGCGGCAUGUUUAUGAUGCAGUGGUGGUCGCGAAUGGUCACUAUACAAUCCCCUACGUUCCGGAUAUCAAGGGCAUUGCUGAGUGGAACACCAUCUACCCGGGGACCAUCAUUCAUUCCAAGGCGUACCGCAGACCAGAGGACUAUCGGGACAAGAAGGUCCUGGUGGUAGGAAACUCUGCCAGUGGUCUCGACAUCGCCACCCAAAUUGGCACAUACUGCAAAACUCCUAUAUUCCUGUCUGCCCGUUCCGUGUCUGCCUUCGGAACCCUACCACCAGCCGAGUGGCGAGAGGAUAUCGACGAGCUUGUGGAGUGCCUCCCGGCCAGCGAAGGUCACCGGGCGUUGAGAUUUAAAAGCGGUAGAAUAGAGAAGGACUUUGACGCUAUUGUCUUUGCGACUGGAUACUUUUAUUCGUUUCCCUUUCUGUCACAGCUGUCGCCACCAUUGAUCACUGACGGAUUCCGCACAAGAGGGCUGUAUCAACACUUGUUCCAUAUCAACCACCCUACACUUGCGUUCCCAGUCAUCAAUCUCAAAGUCAUCCCGUUCCCACUGUCUCAAAACCAGGCCGCUGUCGUUGCCCGCGUCUGGAGCGGUCGGCUCAACUUACCAUCGAAGAGCGAGAUGCAGAAGUGGGAGCUUGACAAUAUCGAGAAGAACGGGGACGGCAAGUAUUUCCAUCUCAAAAAGUUUCCCCAAGACGCCGCACAGAUUAACGAGUUCUACGACUGGGCCCAGAAGGCGAGCAAGAGAGACGGUCUCGAGAAUGGGGGCGUAGGCCGGCUUGGGACAAGAUGGGACGAGAGACAAGUGUGGAUGAGAUCGAAAUUCCCAGAUAUCAAGGCCGCCUAUCUCAAGAGAGGAGAGGCCAAGGUCAAGGUCAGAACGAUGGAAGAGCUUGGGUUUGAUUUCGCAGAGUGGCGGAAGGGCGCCGAGGAGAAGGACCUCACGGUGUUUCGGGAGGCCAAGUGUUGA
Molecule: messenger RNA, 1485 nt
Organism: Exophiala spinifera
Lineage: Eukaryota; Fungi; Ascomycota; Eurotiomycetes; Chaetothyriales; Herpotrichiellaceae
Exons: 2
Coding region: 1-1485 (494 amino acids)
Molecular function (GO): N,N-dimethylaniline monooxygenase activity; flavin adenine dinucleotide binding; NADP binding
Source: RefSeq, a predicted model, not a curated record